Molecule: messenger RNA, 966 nt
Organism: Cuculus canorus (common cuckoo)
Lineage: Eukaryota; Metazoa; Chordata; Aves; Cuculiformes; Cuculidae
Exons: 6
Coding region: 20-709 (229 amino acids)
Source: RefSeq, a predicted model, not a curated record
UCCCUUCCUGCCCCAGGGAAUGCUGGGAGCUCUGGUUCCUCCUUGUGCUUCGAGUGGUGCUGGUGAUUCUGGGAUGGAGGCAGAAGGCGUCGGAGCUGCAACACCGAUGGCCGGGCCAGAUUCCUCCCGUUCCCCCCUCAGCCCCGGGAGUCCCCGACCAUCGGAAAGUGCCAAGGAGAGCAAAGCUGAAAGGAAAGCGAGAAAGCUGGAAAAAGCCCUGAGUGCAAAGCUGUCUCUAUCAGAGGAGAUGGAAAGAGAAUUGCGUCAGGCCCGAGGGCAGGCAAGGGAACUGUGGGAGCAAGUGGCCCAGCUCCAGAGAGAAAACCUCUCCCUCCGUGAACAGCUGGCGGAGGUGCAGGAGAUGGCCCAACAUCGACUGGGAAAAGUGGCAGAGCUGGAGGAAGACCUCAAGGAGGCUCGUAAAAAGCAGUUUAUUGCGGAAGUAGCAUCGAAAGGUUGCAGACGCAUAGAUGAGUACUUCGAUCGGUUUUCCUGCCACCGAGUGGAGUCGGACAAGACUGAGGCCAAGACAGGGGCAGACGCUGCGGCCGGAACCAAGAUGAGAGACGGCAGUAGCAGUACUAGGGCAGCUGCUCCAGCCAGAGCAGAAGGGAGCGACACCAGAAGGGAGAAACAGCUGAAGGAGAGAGAUCGAGCUCUGGCAAAUCAGAUGGAGCAGAUCUUGAGCACUGCUGGAGCAGGUCACUGAGCAGCUGGGAUCUGUGCAGGCUGAGCUCAAAAGCUCCCAAGACUCAUGUGAUUCUGAGAGGAGACUGUACCGAGGUCCGUUGGGAGCAAGAGCUGUCACCUUUGGCAGUAGGAAAAAAAUCUGAGCUAGAGCCACGGGAGCCAGGUAAGCAGCUGCAGGUGGGAUUCUGAGGUAUCCUGAAAGCCAAAUUUGCAAUACUCUAUAGUCAAAGACAGGCUCUUCUAAAUAGCUUGGCUUCCAUUUUGGCAUGAAAAUAA